AUGGCUACCCCGGGUGCUCAGAUCUCCAAGCGGAGAAAGUUCGUCGCCGACGGUGUCUUCUACGCCGAGCUGAACGAGUUCUUCCAGCGCGAGCUGGCCGAGGAGGGCUACUCCGGCGUCGAGGUCCGCGUCACCCCGACCGUCACCGACAUCAUCAUCCGCGCCACCCACACCCAGGAGGUUCUUGGCGAGCAGGGCCGCCGCAUCCGUGAGCUCACCUCGCUCAUCCAGAAGCGCUUCAAGUUCCCCGAGAACAGCGUCUCCCUCUACGCCGCCAAGGUCCAGAACCGCGGUCUGUCCGCCGUCGCCCAGUGCGAGUCCCUGCGCUACAAGCUGCUCAAUGGCCUGGCCGUCCGCCGUGCUUGCUACGGUGUCCUGCGCUUCAUCAUGGAGAGCGGCGCCAAGGGCUGCGAGGUUGUCGUCUCGGGUAAGCUCCGUGCCGCCCGUGCCAAGUCCAUGAAGUUCACCGACGGCUUCAUGAUCCACUCCGGCCAGCCCGCCAAGGACUUUAUCGACUCGGCCACCCGCCACGUCCUGCUGCGCCAGGGUGUUCUGGGUAUCAAGGUCAAGAUCAUGCGCGGCUCCGACCCCGAGGGCAAGGCCGGCCCCCAGAAGUCGCUGCCCGACUCCGUCACCAUCAUCGAGCCCAAGGAGGAGCAGCCCGUCACCCAGCCCAUCAGCCAGGACUACGGUGCCAAGGCUGCCCAGCAGGCCGCGGCCGCCGAGGCUGCGCGCGCUGCCGAGGCCGCCGCCGCGGCACCUGCAGACGAGGAGGCUGCCCCCGCUGAGCAAUAG
Molecule: messenger RNA, 795 nt
Organism: Sporothrix brasiliensis 5110
Lineage: Eukaryota; Fungi; Ascomycota; Sordariomycetes; Ophiostomatales; Ophiostomataceae
Product: small subunit ribosomal protein S3e
Exons: 2
Coding region: 1-795 (264 amino acids)
Biological process (GO): translation
Cellular component (GO): cytosolic small ribosomal subunit; nucleus
Molecular function (GO): structural constituent of ribosome; RNA binding
Source: RefSeq, a predicted model, not a curated record